AUGUACCUGUACGAUGAGGAGCAGUACAGGCUCGAGGAUGCCGAUGAUAUGGAGAUCUUCCUCGACCGCUUUGGUCAGGCCAGCCAGGUCGACCUGCUUGUGUCGUCGUCGUCGUCGGGCGCACCGGGCUCGGCGGCCCCCAUUACCAGCACGCUCCCCGUGCAGGGCUCGCACAGCAUUGCCCCACCGAUCCAGUACGCUGCGCUUGGCCCGUUGCAGAGCGCUGGCCCCAACGUGCCGGUGCUGGAUGAGUCGACUCUCGUCACGCGCACGCCCGCGCGCGGCAAGACGGGCUCGGUGAGCAUCCACCGCGUGCCCGCGGCAACGGUGCCCGGAGUUGAGGAGUACGUCGAGGCCGGUGGUGUGAGCGGUGGUGGCCGUGACAGCCUGCUGUACCCCCCGCCCCGCGAGACGUCCGUUUCGAGCUACCACCAGCCGCAGCCGCUCGAUGCGCGCUCAAUCAAGCAUGAGAAGUCGAGGAGGACGAUCCCCCAGUCCAACAACUCGCCGAACCUGCCACACAAGGUGGCAUUUGAAGAGUUCCACUCGCAGCGUGGUGUGCGCCUGCUGCGUGGCAGCCUGGGCCCUGUGAGCAACGUGCCAAUGAUGCUCAAGUCGGGUUAUCGCCACGUGUAUGUGAGCCGCAGCUUUGCGCUGGAGCACGGCUUCAUUCCGGUGGAUACGACACCCGGCACGUACGGCUACAACGGUAUCACAAAUCUAGGCAAGUGGCCUGUGCAGGUCGGCAGCAAGGCUGUCCCGUGCACGGUGAUGCUGGCUGAGGACAGCUUCUUCCCUGUGAUCCUGGGCCGCUCGUUCAUGGAGAAGCGUGGCGUGCGCACGGAUCCUAUUGACAUGACCUCGGUCAUCUUUAUGGACAACGGCGAGCGUGCGGAUGUCGAGGUAGUCGUCGUGCGCGACGAGCUGGGCCAGCCUGUUCCCAUCCCCUAA
Malassezia sympodialis ATCC 42132 is the source of this 951-nucleotide messenger RNA. RefSeq lists its product as uncharacterized. The record is from RefSeq and is a predicted model, not a curated record. NCBI's taxonomy places the organism in Eukaryota, Fungi, Basidiomycota, Malasseziomycetes, Malasseziales, Malasseziaceae.